AUGAAUCCUGAAGGUGGCGGAUCAGUUGGAGAAGCUGACGAAAACAACCAAAAUGAGGAAGGGCUCCUUGAAGAAGGGUUUGGUGAGGCAGAAGUGAAUGUCGCUGAACAAGGUGAAAACAACAAUGGUGUUUCUGUUCAUGAAACCCUUAAUGCUGUAGCACUGAAUUCUAACAUCUCCUCUUCAAGCUUCCAUGUUGGAAGCAGCUCGAACACCGCGAACAUUCCAAGAAAAAGAAACUUGUGUAGUUCUGGACAAUUUUACGAGGGUGAAAGUUCAAACAUGGGUCAACAACAGACAGGAGAGGCUAAAAGGCUUGCUACUGAGUCUGGGGUUGGAGCUAACAACAUUAAUGUGAGCCAACAGAAUACAGGAACACCCAUUCCAGCACCCAAUACCGGUGCUAACAGAAACGAGAAUACUGAUACUGGGAGAAGAGCUUCUUAUGCUGGACAUCCUCAGCAACGCUUACGUUCUGUUCAGCCUAUAUCUUUUCUGGGUAGUUCAUUCGUGCCCAGUGCUACCACCACUGUGAGCGGCGUAACCGUGAGGACUACCCCUCUCACCCGCUGUCCACACCCAAGAGUUGAUAUUAUAAUUCCGUUUUAUGAACAUGGUAGCACUUCAACUUGGGCUCCCCCACAGGGCACACCAAGAAUGAACCAUUAUGCUGCAGGAAGCAGUUCUGGCACUCAGAACAAUCAAACUUCUCAGCAAACACCACCAUCUGCACUCCCACCCAAUAUUAUUUCUCCUGAGUUGAGAACAAGGCUUCCAUCUGAGGUUCGAUCUAUCUUGGAUUCUCUAAGCAAUGGUGGCGGUCUAAUCUUUGAGAUAGAGAACCCUGAACCAUCUACGGGACUAAGUCUCCAAACGAUCAUGCAACACAUGGAGCGUGAGACUUGGGUGGAUGUUGAUGGAGAUGGCCCAGUAGAGCAUCCACAAAGAUGCACCAUAUGUCUGGAAGACUUUGACAACGGAUCAGAAAUCGGGAAGAUGCAGUUAUGUGAUCACAAGUUUCACUUUGAUUGCAUCAAACAGUGGCUCAUGCAGAAGAACAUUUGCCCUGUGUGCAGAAGAGUUGCAUUGGAAAGGCAUCUGAGCAGCCCAAAUGUAGAAUAUGGUUAUUUCUUUCUUUAA
This is a messenger RNA of Vigna umbellata (rice bean), 1140 nucleotides long. RefSeq lists its product as uncharacterized. Gene Ontology annotation, molecular function: ubiquitin protein ligase activity. Lineage: Eukaryota; Viridiplantae; Streptophyta; Magnoliopsida; Fabales; Fabaceae. The record is from RefSeq and is a predicted model, not a curated record.